AUGGUUCGACUAACAGUGGACCUAAUUGCUAAAAAUGCCGGUCACAAGAAUCGUAGUGAAGAGGACUUUGGACAAUAUCUGCAAAAAAUAACUCAUCUGAAUUUGUCAGAUAAAAAUAUAGAUUCAAUUGGUGACCUCUCUUUCUGUAAAAAUCUGAGAGUUCUAUAUUUAUAUGACAACCAAAUAAACCAAAUCCAGAACUUGGACUUUGCUUCAAAUAUAACACACCUUUACCUUCAGAAUAAUCAUAUUUCAAGUAUAGAAAAUCUUUCAUCACUGAAAAAACUUGAAAAACUGUAUUUAGGAGGCAACUAUAUCACUGUAGUAGAGGGUUUGGAUAAAGUAGGAGAACUAAGGGAGCUACAUAUUGAAAAUCAACAUCUCCCUCUAGGUGAAAAGCUUCUGUUUGAUCCAGUAUCUCUUAACUCCCUGGCAAAAUCUUUGUCUGUAUUGAAUAUCAGCAAUAACAACAUUGAUGAAUUAGAAGAACUGGCAGUUUUGGAAAAUCUUUCUUAUCUUAAAGCAGUCGACAAUCGACUUAAGCAUAUCAAGGAUUUGGAAGUUGUAUUAAAAAAAUGGACAAAACUACGCAGAAUAGAUCUUACAGGAAACCCCAUCUGCCAAAAACCAAAGUACAAGGACAGGAUUAUAGUACAGUCAUUGACUUUAGAAUCCCUCGAUGGGAAAGAAAUUCAAGACAUGGAAAGACGUUUCUUAAUGAAUUGGAGAGCCUCCAGAGCUGCCAGGAAAAAAAACAAUGAAAGAAUGGCAGAUGAACAUACAGCCUAUGCAGAGUUUUCUGACUCUGUAACACCUUAUCUCGCUCUUCCUUCUCACCACAGUGACUCUGUGAAAGAAAGAAUAAAUUUUUUAGAUUUGGCUCACAAGCUGAAAGUUGAAAGAAAGCCUCUGCCAAGAAUCUGUGAAAGAAGAAGUCAGGUGAAACCUCAGGUGUGUUUCUCAAACAUCUUCCUUUUAGUUAUGCCAGUUAUUGCUUGUACAGCUCUUGCUGAAUCAGUUAGAAAAUGA
Cinclus cinclus is the source of this 1029-nucleotide messenger RNA. RefSeq names its product protein phosphatase 1 regulatory subunit 42 (gene PPP1R42). Bases 1 to 1029 code for a protein of 342 amino acids. Gene Ontology annotation, molecular function: protein binding. The transcript is spliced from 7 exons. The record is from RefSeq and is a predicted model, not a curated record. Lineage: Eukaryota; Metazoa; Chordata; Aves; Passeriformes; Cinclidae.